GAAUUUUUAAAAAUAAAGAAAAUAUCGUCUCCAUUAUUUUUUGUCUACCGUAGACGUCUGCCGGAAGGUUCUGCCGGUGAAAACGGCAUUUAUCCUUUGUUCAAAAUUGGAGCUCCGUCGGUUCCUCCAAAUCUCUUUUACUAGUUCAGAGGGAGGAGGUGUUAGUUUUCAUGUGAUGCCGUCAGCAUGCAAACAGAGUCAUUGGUCUCCUUUCACUCUGAGGUGCAAUAUCAAGAUAAUGUUCCUAUUCAAGUCGGAGCUCCUGAUGUAGCCUCGUCCACCUCUAAUAAUACUGCACCAGAGCAACCUGCUAAAAGGCCAACCCGGAAAUGGGCUGCUUGGACACGUCAAGAGGAAGAGAGUUUCUUUACUGCAUUACGACAAGUUGGGAAGAAUUUUGAGAAAAUUACAUGUCGCGUGCAAAGUAAAAACAAAGAUCAGGUUAGGCAUUAUUACUAUCGUCUUGUGAGGCGCAUGAACAAGCUUUUGGGUCCGCGAUUAUGUUUAGAUGCCAAAAAUUCUAAAGAUACUAACGCAGCAAUGCUUCGCUGGUGGUCUCUGCUGGAAAAGUAUAGCUGCAGAGCCUCAAAACUUCACCUAAAACCACGAAGAUUUAAAAUUUUUGUUGAAGCUUUGGAGCAUCAACUCUUGAAAUACCGGAAGAAGACUGUGAGAAAACGACCCUCUCAAGGGGAGAAUAGUUCCCCUACAUCUCCAACUGAUGUCACAAAUCAGAGUAGGGCUUCAGGACAUGAUGCUCGUACAGUCAGACUGUUUCUUGUAGACGGUCAAAACAUUCAUAAAUUAGGACCUGGAAAAGGGUCAUUUAAGCGUAAUAACAAUGUAGGUGUCAGCCGUAGCAACAGUAAAGGAGAGUCAAAUACCAUGAAACCUGCAAGACAACGGCGGAAACUAGGUACCUCAUCAUCUGCAUAUAAAAAAUGGGAAAAGGCUGCAAUUGCUGCGGUUUCUUUGGUUGCUGAUGCUGCCGAGCAUUUGGAGAGAACGACUAAUGAUAAAGAAGGUGAGCAUGAACAGAAUGAUACAGCAGGUCCAGGGCAUAAGGCUAUUGAUCCAGUUGAAAAUAAUGAACCAACUUUGUCUGCUUUCCCUCAAAAUCCUUUCACAGAGAACAAUAUACAUGCUGCUGGGAAACUUAAGCUCCAACUCUUUCCAAUUGAUGACAGUACUAGAAGAGCCAUGGAAAUGGAUAAACACAAUCCACAUUUAGAACUCACCCUAAGUGCACGGAAGAAGUUAUCAUCAGUAUUAGAGCAUCUAAAUAGAAAAUGGGGAAACUCAAGUAUAGCAUCAGGAGAGCUUAUGCUUUUCCCUUAUGGUAUUCAUAGAGAAAACCAUAGGGGUCAUCAGAGAUGGACUCGAGCAAGCAUCGUCAGUGCAGCAGAUGUAUUUGCAAUGAUUGGAAGCCCCCAAGUAUUUCGGCUAAGGUAUGGUUGGUUUUCUGAUACUGAAGAUGCAUCUAUGUCAUGGCAAGCACCUCUUUCCUCGUCCUGCAUUCCAAGUGUGCAUAAUAUGAAUCUAGAAACUAGGAAUGGCCGAAUUGUUGAAGAAUUACAAGGUGCCUCGUCUACUGGUGAUCAAUGUAAGAGAUAUGAUGAUUGUUGCAAGAUUCAGCCGGUGUUAGUGAAAGAAAAUCAAGCUCUUGAACCUUCUUUAGCUGAUUUUCAUGAUGAGAUUAAUACAUGCAUUAACACUAGUUCUAGAGCUAAUUUCGGGGAUUCCCAUGUCCCUGCAAGAAAUGUAUCAUUAGAUAGAAGUGAGGCUUGCAAUGUUGCUAUCAUGAGACAGUCGGAGGAUAUGAAUGAUCAGAGAUUGAACGGUAGCACUGCUGCAGUAUCUGCUGGAGAAUGGGCUGACAGUCUCACAAACAUAAGUGUCGGAGAUCUUCUUGCAGAUAACUGUGCUGACCAACCUGUUCCAGAAAGCUUGCAAUGUCUUCAGCAGAUUCCUUUCAGCUGUGACUCUUUUGAUGCAGCUAUUGCCGCUCAUAUAUCUAAGCAUCAAAACAACAUGGAGACUCCAUCAUUGGCAUCCCGUGCAUCUUCUAUCUGGGAUGCCGAAGAAACAUGCGAUGCCUUCUUAUUUCAGAAGAAUCCUAAUCCUUGCACGGACAAUGCUAGAUUGUCUGAUGCUGCCUCCCCAUCAGCCUGCAAACAGAUUGCAAGAUCCGGCACACUUACUAGGCUUUUCAUGCAAUCACCUGAUCCAGAGGAGACGAUUGAAGAUAUUGCUUGUGAAGACCUCGUUUACGAGCUUCCAUCUGAUGCCCACAUCAUGGAUACUGCAGAAAAGGAUUUCAAUGGGCUGACCGACAUUUAUUGGCCCAACUCUUUAGGACCACUAGAACUCGAUGCACCAUCGCGUAAGUAUCAUAAUGAAGAUUUGAUUCUAAGUGACAGCCUUGGAAGUUUGAACCGUCUAAUAGCCAGCAGUCUGGAUGCAUUUCAAAAUUGCUCGUUUUUCGGGUUGGACAAGAAAGAAUCAGCAUCAACAGUUGAAGCUCGGGACACUACAUCCUCGGCUUUCAAAAUUGGCAGUGAGGGUUGAAAAUCUCCAUCGAGUUCUAUACCGGGAUGACAGUAAUCGAGAGUUGGAUUUUGUCGUUGGAAAACCUUUUGAAUACUGUGAUUAAUAACAAGUUUGCAUGACAGGAGAAGCCUGAGUUUAUUAGAGGAUUUCCUCCUGACCCUAACGAACGACCCUCAUCGACUUGUACAAAAAACCAAAGCACUUCACUUUGUUUAUGAUCGGAGAAUCGACCAUGGAACUCAAAAAAGAGACAGGGUGAGCCGUUCUAUUUGCAACCACUUGCACUAUCAUCAAUAUAUCCAUAUAACUAACAUGACACAAAUAUUGUUGUUUCUUCGUUGGUCUCAUCAAUGACCUAUCGACGUCUAUUCUUAGCGAACGAAUGCUGUUUUUUUUAUGAUGCUGUUUUUUUUUUUAUUAUUAUUUUAUUUUAUAAAUCUAAUUAGAUUACAUGUUCUGCCAA
Molecule: messenger RNA, 3013 nt
Organism: Hibiscus syriacus
Lineage: Eukaryota; Viridiplantae; Streptophyta; Magnoliopsida; Malvales; Malvaceae
Product: TSL-kinase interacting protein 1-like
Exons: 14
Coding region: 187-2568 (793 amino acids)
Biological process (GO): pattern specification process
Cellular component (GO): nucleus
Molecular function (GO): chromatin binding
Source: RefSeq, a predicted model, not a curated record